ACGUCUGCUCGCAGACACUUUUUCCCGGGAGUUCGCGUAGUUUUGUCUCGGGAGUGUACACGGACCUCGCCGGUCCCAGGGCCGCCGACAUUGUUUUACCUGCUCCGACAUUGGAUUACCUGAACAGAGCGCCGGACGGCCGCCACCGCAUCGGCACGAGUGCUCGGCGGCGGUGGACGGCGAGGAAGAGUCAUCCGGGCCGUGCGGUCCGGAAGUCGAGGUCGAGGUCACUCGAGGUCUAGGAUGAGCUAGCGGGGGCCCAGGUAGCCGGGGAUGGCGAGGUCGUCGGGGCCCAUCCGGCCUCGCCGGGCGUGGCCCUGGCUCUGGCUGUGGCUCUGGCUGGCCUCGACCUCGUCGAGGUCGGCGCACCCGGAGGAGGUCGAGGGCCCGCCCGCGGCGUUCCGCUUCACCAGGUCGGUGUACAACGUCUCCGUGCCGGAGAACUCGAUCGGCAGGACCUACGCCGUCCCGGAGGAGCGGAUGGGUAUCCACCUGGGCGGUCCAGUUCGAGGCCGAGGUCGAGGUCGGGGCCCGGGUCGGCCGGAGGUGAGAUACCGGAUCGUCAGCGGGGACCGCGACAAGUUCUUUAAGGCCGAGGAGAGGACGGUCGGGGACUUCUGCUUCCUCUUCAUAAGGACGAGGACGGGAAACGUGGACGUCCUCAACAGGGAGCGGAAGGACCGCUACGUGUUGGAAGUGAGGGCGACGGCGACCUUUCCGGCGGUAAAAAGGAAGACCUCGAGAGACGCCGAAGAGGACAACGAAGAAGACCCCGAGGAGGGCUUCGAAGAGAUCGUCAAGGAAGCGGACACCACCGUCAUGGUUACCGUCCUCGACGUUAACGACCUCAACCCUCUGUUUUACCCCACCGAGUACGAGACCACCGUCCCCGAGGACGCUGCUCUCCAUAAGAACAUCCUCAGGGUGGUCGCCGAAGACGCCGAUCUGGGCAGGAACGGGGAGAUUUACUACAGCUUCGCCGAGGAGAGCAGGCAGUUUGCGGUGCACCCGGUCAGCGGGGUGUUGACCCUGACGAGGCCCCUCAGGUACUCGGAGAAGGCCGUCCACGAACUGAAGGUCCUCGCCGAGGACAGGGGCGCUCCCUUCCGGAGCUUCGGCUCCUCCACCAGCGUGGCCAAGGUCACGGUCAGGGUGCGCAGGGUGAACCUGCACGCCCCGGAAAUCUACGUCCACCACCUGCCGGAUAUCCUGGAGCACUCGAGCGCGGACGUGUACGCCAUCGUGAGGGUGGUCGACCGGGACGAGGGGAUCCACGGGGAGAUCGAGAGCCUAGAGAUCGUCGACGGAGACCCGGACGGCCACUUCAGGGCGAGACCCGUGGACAGAGGGAUCGAAUCAUCCCGUGGAGCGGAGACGUCCCCGGAGUCCUCUUCGGGAUCACCCAGCUCAUCCUCCACCAUCCCCAGCUCCAGGGAGUACAAUAUCGAGGUGUCUCGUCUCCUGGACAAGGAGACCGCCCCCAGAGGGUACAACCUCACCCUGAGGGCUCUCGACAGAGGCGUCCCCCCGCGUUUCAGCUACAAAAGCGUUCCGGUCAAGUUGGCCGACCUGAACGACAACGCCCCGGUCUUCAGCAGGGAGAUCUACGAGGUGCGAGUCCCCGAGACCGCUCCCCCGAACACUCCCCUGAUCAGGUUGAAGAUCGCUGACGCCGACGAGGGCCGGAACGCCCUGGUCUUCCUGGAGAUCGUGGGAGGCAACGAGGGUGGGGAGUUCUACGUCAACGCGGACACGGGGACUCUGUAUACGGCGGUCGGUCUGGACGCCGAGAGGAAGGCCCUGUACACCCUGACCGUAUCCGCGGUCGACCAGGGUAAUGCCGGCACCAGGAAGCAGUCCUCUGCGAAGGUGAAAAUCAACGUCCUGGACGCCAACGAUAACGAUCCCAAAUUCGAGAGGGACGAGGCCACCCUGGCCUGGGUCGACGAGAACGAGCCCGCGGGCACUUCCGUGGCCAGGCUCGUCGCCAGAGACAGAGACUCCGGCGAGAACGCCUACAUCUCCUACAGUCUGGACAACAUCGGCAAGGUCCCGUUCGAGAUCGAGCAUUUCUCCGGUAUCGUCAGGACGAAGCGACUCUUGGACUAUGAGACGAUGCGGAGAGAAUACGUCCUCAGGGUGAGGGCUAGCGACUGGGGCCAGCCGCACCGGAGGCAGGCGGAGACGAGGCUCAGGGUGCGGCUCAGGGAUGUCAACGACAACCGGCCGCAGUUCGAGAAGGUGGACUGUCAGGGUCACGUCCCUAGGUACGUGCCCAUCGGCACGGAGAUCGCGACGGUGUCGGCGAUAGACCUGGACGCGGGGAGCGUCAUCGGGUACCGGAUCAUCUCCGGGAACGAGGAUGGCUGCUUCGCUCUGGACCCGGCCAGCGGGGUUCUCUCGGUGGCCUGCGACUUGGGGGACGUCAGGGUGAGCGAGCGAGAGAUCAAUGUGACCGCGAGUGACGGUACCCACUUCGCCGAUCCAGCAAGGAUCAGGAUGCACCUGGUGAACGCCAAGAGGAGCAGGAUGCUCACUGCCGAGGAGAACGGGGCUUUCGAGUGCAGGGACACCGGGGUGGCUAGGAGGCUUACGGAGGUCAUCGCCGCGGCGGAGAGGAACGAGGCGCCGUCCCUCCAGGACGAGGUCGACGCCGCCGGGGCGAUGAUCCCGAGCAGGUAUGGCGAGAACAUCCACGCUCCGGAAUUCGUCGAGUUCCCUGACGAGGUCAGGGUGAAUGAGUCCCUACCAGUUGGAUCGACCCUGGUGAAGCUCCGCGCGAGGGACAGGGACCAGGGAUACAACGGAGAACUCGUCUUCGGGAUCUCCGCCGGCGACCGGGACUCCGUCUUCGCGGUGGACCCCGACACCGGGGAUCUUCGCUUAGUGGGUCGUCUGGAUAGGGAAAGGGAGACCGAGUACUUCCUCAACGUCAGCGUCUACGACCUGGGCCAGCCCCAGAAGGCCGCCUCGAGAAUGCUCCCGGUGACGGUCCUCGAUGUCAACGACAAUCCCCCCAGAUUCGAGAAGUCUCUAGCGAGCUUCAGAGUCUCCGAGAGCGCCCUGGACGGCACCUCGGUGUUCAGGGCCAAUGCCACCGACGCCGACCUCGGGGAACACGCCAGGGUGGUCUACUCCCUGGUGACGGAGACCGAGGACUUCAAGCUGGACCCCGUUACCGGGGUCCUGGCCGUCAAGGGAGGCCUCGACCGGGAACGCCAGGACCUCUACGAGCUGAAGAUCAGGGCGAUCGACAACGGAGGUCGACCUCCGGCUCUGCAUUCCGAGGCCCUCGUCCGGGUCACCGUCGACGACGUCAACGACAAUCCCCCCAAGUUCGCCCUGGCGAGUUAUACCGUCAAACUCAGAGAAGACGUCCCACCCUGGACCGUCGCUGCCGUCUUGGAGGCUGCCGAUCCCGACGAAGGGGCCGCCGGCAGGGUCGAGUACUUCCUGGGCGGCGAGGACGAGGACGACGAGGGCUUCUUCGAGGUCGACGAGCUCUCCGGCACCGUCAGGACUGCCAGGAAACUCGACUUCGAGGAGCGCCAGGUCCACACCCUGACGGUGCUCGCCGUCGAUCGAGGCGAACCCGCCCUCUCCGCGGAGACGAUGCUCGUCGUCGAGGUCGUCGACGUCAACGAGAACCUUCACCCUCCGGUGUUCGAGGACUUCGUCGUCUCAGCGAGGGUCCCCGAGAACCGACCCAUCGGCACCCUGGUCACGACUGUGCGCGCCAAGGACGCGGAUCCCCCGGGAGGCGACUCCAGAGUCGGGUACACCAUCCGCGGCGGCGACGGACUCGGCCUGUUCUCCAUAGACGACGAGGGAAAUAUAAGGACCAACGCCGUCCUCGACGUCGAGACUAAAAGAGGCUAUUGGCUGAGCGUUUACGCCCAGGACCACGGGGUCGUUCCUCUGAGCUCCAAGUUACAGGUGUACGUGGAGGUGGAGGACGAGAACGACAACACCCCCCUGACGGAGGAGCCAGUGUACUACCCCUCGGUGCCGGAAAAUUCGGCCGCGGGGGUGAGCGUGCUCCAGAUAACAGCCUUCGACAGGGACGUCUCCGAGCAGCGACUCACCUUCUCCAUCAGCAGUGGAAAUCCCGCAGGAUACUUCCUCAUAAAUUCUACUACCGGGCUGAUCACCACCAGCGGGAGGAAGCUGGACCGCGAGAACCAGGCGGAGCACGUCCUCGAGGUCACCGUGAGGGACGACGGCAGGCCACCCCUGUACUCCACGACUCGGGUCGUGGUGAUAGUGGAGGAUGUCAACGAUCACGGUCCAGAGUUCGAGGAGAAGUUCUACUCAGUGAGAAUCCCAGCCUCCUCCUCCAUAGACGAGCCGCUCUUCCAGAAAUCGAGGGAUCGCUCGAGGGAGCUCGACCUCUCGAUCGAUGCCCUGCUCGAGAAUGGGACUUGGGAGACCUUUAAUCCGGACGAGGUGUCAGGAGAUCAUAUACUCAGGGUCCUGGCUUACGACAAGGACAUCGGCGUCAACGGGAAGAUCCAGUACAGCAUCAAGGGUGGACGUGGAAAGGGGAAGUUCAAGAUCCAUCCUGACACAGGGAUGGUCACCGCGCAGAGGGGCUUCGAGGCCGGCCAGGAAUACGAGAUGAUGAUCCGCGCAGCCGAUGGAGGCCAGCCCCAGAGGAGCCACCAGACCAGGGUGUCCGUGGAGGUGGUGGAGGCGCCGAAGGAAUCCGAGCACCCUCCGGUCUUCCGAAGUCCGAAUCAAAGUGCAGAGGUGACGGAAAGCGACGAAGUCGGCUUCCUGGUGGCACUGGUGCAGGCCUCGGACGAGGACGGGGACCCCCUGUGGUACGACAUCGUCGCCGGCGACGAGAAGAACGAGUUUUUCAUCGGCCGCGACAACGGGAACGUCCUCUUGGCGAGAAGGCUCGACUGGGAGACCCAGAGUCUCUACAACCUGACGAUCUCUGCCAGCGACCUGGUGCACACCUCGUACACCCAGCUCCUGGUGACGGUGAUCGACAUCAACGACCACCGGCCGGAGUUCACGCAGCAGACUUACCAGGUCGACGUGUCCGAGAGCGUGGAAAAGGGGGAACGGAUCCUGCAGCUCCACGCGACCGAGCUGGACGAGGACAAGCGAGUUUUCUACAGCCUCCACGCAGCGCAGAGUCAAGCAUCCUUAGGGAUCUUCCACGUGGACUCGGUGACAGGAGCGGUGUCCCUGAACGGCGCCCUCGACCGGGAGACCAUGGAGCGGCACGUUCUGACGGUUAUGGUGAGGGACCAGGGUACCCCUGCGAAGAGGAACUACGCCAGGGUCAUCGUCAACGUCCACGACCACAACGACCAUGCUCCGGAGUUCACCAGCGAGCUGGUGCAAGGGAAGGUAUUCGAGACCUCUCCUGUGGGAACAGCCGUGGUCCAGGUGUGCGCGAUCGACCGGGACCGGGGAGAGAACGCCCGUCUGACCUACGCCAUCACCUCCGGAAACGUGGGGAACGUCUUCGGAAUCGACCCUGACCUGGGACUGGUCAGGGUGGCCAGAGAGCUAGACUUAGGGGUGGCCUCGGAGUACAUCCUCCUGGUCAAGGCCGUGGACCAUGGCUCCCCGGCUCUCGCCACCACCAUCCCUGUCCACGUCAUGGUCACCAUGGCUGAUAACGCCCCACCUCGUUUCCUCCGGAAGGAACUCGCCGCAGAGAUCUACGAGAACCAGAGAAUCGGAGCUUAUGUUAAGCACGUCGAAGCCAGGAGCACCUCGUCCCUUCAGUUUGAGAUUAGGAAAGGGAACAGGGAUGAUACCUUCUUUGUUAAUCCCAGCACUGGCGUUAUCACCACGAAGAACCUGGUGGAUUACGAGAGGACCAAGUUCUACAACCUGACCGUUGCUGCCACCAACAUGGCCGGGGCUACUGCUGUCUGCAAUGUCAUCGUUCAUGUCUUGGAUAGGAAUGACAAUCCUCCCAGAUUCCUGCAGGCCGUGUACAGUGGAGAGAUCAGCGAAGCUGCAGAAGUGGGUUCCUUGGUCCUGGCGAACGGCAGCACUCCCCUCGUCAUCAAGGCCGAGGAUGCAGAUUCCGAGCUAAACGCUCUACUGAACUACGACAUCGUCGAGGACCUGCCCAGGAAGUAUUUCCACGUGGACUCGAGCACCGGAGCCAUCAGGACGGUGAUGGUCCUGGACCACGAGACCCUGUCGGAGUUCGCGUUCCACGUGAAGGUGUCCGACCUGGGCAGGCCGAAGCUCUCGUCCGAAACCACCGCUAAGGUCGUCAUCGCCGUGACCGACGUGAACGACUGCGCUCCCAGGUUCCUGCAGACGAGGUACAACGCCACCCUGCUGUUGCCGACGUACAAGGACGUGGCGGUAUUGAGGGUAUCCGCGACAGACCUGGACAGUCCUCAGCAACAGCAGCCCCUAAAGUACGACAUCGUGGACGGCAACGACGCGAAGGUCUUCGCCAUAGACCAGGAAUCCGGGGUGAUCACGGUGAACGAGCCCGAGAGGCUGAGGAAGAGCCACCUUUUGCAUGUCAGGGUGUCCGAUGGGAAGUUCUCCAGCGUCGCCCAGGCCUUCGUUCAGGUGGAGAGGUCGGAGAACUCCGGACUGGUCUUCCAGAAGAGCGUCUACGAGGGCGCCAUCCUGGAGAACUCCACUAAGGUCGUCACCGUGGUCGUCGUCAAUGUCCUGGGGAGUGCCCUGAACGAGCACGUGGCCUUCAAGGUGCUGAACCCCACGGAGAUGUUCGCCAUUGGUCCCACCUCGGGGGCCAUCAGGACUACCGGGGUCAGGUUCGACCGGGAGAGCAGGGAUAAUUAUGAGCUCAUCGUCGAGGCCAAGAGCCAGAUGCCUGAUAGGGACAAGCCAAGAGUCGCGCAUGCAAUUGUCAAUGUCACUGUCCUUGACAUCAACGACAACUGCCCCAUGUUCGUUAACCUGCCGUAUUAUGCGGUGGUCUCGGUGGACGCGCACAAGGGCGACGUCAUCACCAAGGUCCACGCCGUGGACAUGGACAGCGGUGACAACGGGGAGGUCAGGUACGAGCUGAAGAAGGGACACGGGGAGCUCUUUAAGGUGUGCCGGAAAACCGGGGAGAUCUCUCUGAAGCAGAACCUGGAGGGCCACAACCGGGAGUACCAGCUGACGAUUGCAGCCUAUGACGGAGGAAUAACGCCCUGCUCCGUCGAGGUGCCCGUCAACGUGAAAGUCAUCGACCGAUCCAUGCCAGUCUUCGACAAGCAAUUCUACACGGACACCGUCCUGGAGAACAUCGAAAUCCAGUCUCCUCUGGCUCUUUCCAUCCACGCAGAGUCGCCAUUAAACCGCAAACUAAUCUACAGCAUCAGCAAGGGCAACGACUUCGAGGAAUUCGCCCUGGACUUCAACACCGCCCCCGAGAGUAACAAUGGUCCUUGUGUAAUCUCUGUGGUGGAUGAGCUGGAUUAUGAGCAGAAGAAGCAAUACGAGCUGACGGUCAGGGCCACCGACAGCGUCUCCGGGGUCUUCGCCGAGGUCCUCGUGAGCAUCCUCGUCCUGGACGUCAACGACUGCCCCCCGGAAUUCACCCAGGACUCUUACAACAUCUCCGUCUCCGAGGCGGCACCCUUUGGCACCUCCGUGCUGAAGCUCAGCUCCAGAGAUAACGACACCGGGAUCAACCAGGAGGUGCGAUACUCCCUGGAGAACGACACCCAGGGCAGCGCCGAGCUCUUCCACGUGGACCCUGAAGAAGGGGUGAUUUUUCUGAAGAGGUCCCUAGACCACGAGACGCGAGACGUGCACCAUCUGACGGUGAUAGCGAGUGAUAAGGGGGUCCCGAGUCUGACCUCGACAGCGCAUGUCUGGGUGACCGUCGUGGACAUGAACGACAACCCCCCAAAAUUCGAGCAGCCCUCCUACUCGUGUUUCCUCUCGGAGCACGCAGAGCGGGGUCAGUUCGUGACAGUCGUCUCUGCCAGCGAUCCCGACCUGGUGGACGAGAAGCUGACCUACAGCAUCGUCGGGGGCAACGAGCAGCAGACCUACAACGUGGACCCCUCCAGCGGGGUGGUGACCCUGAUCAACAUGCAGAACUUCGGCGAGCAGAAGAUGAGCUUGUUGAACGUGUCCGUUACGGACGGGGUGUACACCAGCUUCACCAGGGUGAAGAUCGAGAUCCUGCCGGCGAACCUUCACAAUCCCAAGUUCCCAAACCCGCAGACGGAGAUGACGGUGCUGGAGAACCAGCUUCCUGGGAGAUUGGUCGGCGUGGUGGUCGCGAAUGACGAUGACUUCGGGGAGUUCGGCUCCGUCAUCUACUCCAUCCCCUCGGAUUACAUGAGGGACGUGUUCGACGUCAAUCGCGUUACCGGGGAGAUCGUCACCAGGAAGAGACUCGACCGGGAGGAAAGGAAGCUCUAUGAAGUCCCCAUCAUGGCCACCGAUGGUGGAGGGAGGUCGGGGUUCGUCAUAGUCCGUGUCAAGGUCGGGGAUGAGAACGACAAUUCCCCGGAGUUCCUCCUCAGGGAGUACAAGGCGACGAUUCAGGGCAACUCCAGCCUGAAUGUGCCGUUCCUCAAGGUUAAGGCUUUGGACCCUGACGAUGGGGAUGCGGCCAGGGUGGAGUACUCCAUUUAUGAGCCGCAGAGCUCCGAGGCCAGGGAGCUCUUCGGCAUCAACAAGGACUCGGGGGCUCUCUUCUUGAAGAAGAGCGCUAGACCCUGGGAGAACCAGCAGUUCCAGCUGUUCAUCAGGGCGUCGGACAAAGGGUCCACGUCGCACCACGCCGACGUGCCCUUGAGCGUGUACAUAAUGGGCCCUGAAGACAUCCCCCCGCUCUUCGAGAGGAAGGAGGACAAAUUCUUCUACUCGGAGGCUUCCCCAGUAGGGACGCCGAUAACGAAGCUGAGGACGGUGACAAACGCGACCGUGACCUACCGCAUAGUGUCCGGAGACAUGGACUCCCCAUACUUCAGGGUCGACCCCCAGGGUCAGAUCACUCUGGCGAAACCUCUGGACCGAGAGCUCAAGGACAGCCACCUGAUCGGCGUCCUGGCGGAGACGGACUCCAGCCCACCCUUGACCGCCCUGGCCGAGAUCUCCCUGCACGUCCUGGACGAGAACGACCACGCUCCAAAAUUCGAGAGCAACCCCUACACGAUAAACCUCGCAGAGAACGUCGAAGAGGGCACUUCGAUCCUUAAGGUCGUCGCCUACGACGAAGAUUUGGCAAGCAACGGGGAAGUGCGCUACUCUUUCGGCCCCGACGUGGGGGAACUAGCCAACGUCUUCACCGUGGACGCGUACACAGGGUGGGUGUCCACCCUGGUCCAGCUGGACAAGGAGAAGCGCGCAGAGUACAAGUUCCAGGUGGUCGCGACCGACAACGGGAGCCCCAAGCACUUCACCAGGACCUACGUCCAGGUGAAGCUGAAGGACUACAACGACAACUCCCCCAGGUUCGCGUCGGACCAGUACGAAGUCACCGUGAGCGAGGACGCCCUGCCAGGAACGGUGGUGGUGAAGCUGAAGACGGAGGACGAGGACGAUGUGGAGACCCCGGUGGAGUUCUACGUGACCUCCGGAGACCCCAGGUCGCAGUUCCAGAUACGGUCCACCGGGGAGGUGUACGUCGCCAAGGCUCUGGACAGAGAAACCCGGGACGAGUACGACUUGGAUGUGGUGGGCACCGACGGGAAAUUUGUGUUCGACACCAAGGUGAACGUCAGGGUGCUGGACGCGAACGACAAUCCUCCUUACUGCUUGAAAUACAGGUACAGGGAGGUUUUGUCCGAGGGUUCCCACCCUGGGACGUAUGUAACUACUGUUCUCGCGACCGAUCACGACGACGAACCCAACGCGAAACUGCGGUUCUACCUGACGGGGGACAACAACGACCACUUCUCGCUGGACCAGAAUACAGGGGUGCUGAAGACGGUGGGUCAGCUGGACCGCGAGAGCAGGGCCAGGUACAUCCUGACGGCCCACGUCCAGGACCGCGACAAGCCCAGUUGGGAGUGCUCCUCCCAAUUGGAGAUCCUCGUGUCGGACCUCAACGACAAUGCCCCCAGAUUCACCACCAGGAACUACACCGCCGCUCUGUUAGAGGACGUAGAAGUCGGCACCCUGGUGACCAAGGUCCACGCCACCGACGACGACAUCGGCAUCAACCGCAAGGUCAGGUACGAGUUCGUCGACUCAGCUGGGGGGCACUUCCUAAUGGCACCAGACAGUGGCAUCGUCACCCUGGCGAAGCCGCUGGACCGGGAGACCACGGCCUCCUACAACCUGACCGUCCAGGCCGUCGACCAGGGGACGCCUCGGCUCUUCGGCACCGCCAACCUCCUCGUCAUCGUCCAGGACAUCAACGACAACCCCCCCGAGUUCACCUCGAAGUUCUACUUCUCCCGCAUUCCGGAGAUCGACGCCGUGGGCACCGAAGUCGCCAGGGUGCUCGCCACCUCCAAGGACACCGGCGUAAACGCCGACGUGUACUACUCCAUCGUCGGCGGGAACGAGCACAAAAAGUUCCAGAUCGACGAGAUCUCGGGGGUCAUCGCCAUUGCGGAGCAGCUGGACUUUGAACGAGCCCGGGACUACUUCUUGACCAUUCAGGCCAUUGAUGGAGGCACACCUGCGUUGACGAACCAUGCCACGGUGAACAUCACGGUGACGGAUUGCAAUGACAAUGCGCCGAUUUUUAGCGAGGCAUCCUACAGGGCCUCCGUCAGGGAGGACGCCAAGGUCGGGGAGAGAGUCAUCGCGGUAUUCGCUACCGACCUGGACAGCGAAGAAAACGGAAACGUCUCCUACAGGAUAGAGCGCGGCGACAGGCAGAAGCAAUUCACCAUUGACGAAAGGACUGGUCAGAUCAUGGUUGCAGCUCCUCUGGAUCGAGAGUCGGUGGCGAGCUACAUGCUGGAGGUGCACGCGAGGGACAGCGGGAUCCCGACUUUGUCGAGCUUCGCCAUGGUCAGCAUCGACAUCAUCGACGCGAACGACAAUCCUCCGCUAUUCUCUCAAUUAAAUUACACAGCGGUGGUCCAGGAAGACAAGCCUCUGGGUUACAUAGUUCUCCAGUUCUCCGUGACCGACGCGGAUGGUCCCCCGAACGCAGAGCCAUACACCUUCGACUUCCGAUCGGGAAACGAGGGCGACGCAUUCAGGAUAGAGCAAGACGGGACCCUGAGGACGGCUACGAAGUUCAGCAACCGGGUCCGAGACAAGUACCUCCUGCACAUCCGGGUGUUCGACAACGGAACGCCACCCUUGUACUCGGACGCGCACAUCGUGGUGAAGAUCAUCGAGGAGUCUCAAUACCCCCCAACGAUCACCCCCUUGGAGGUGACGAUCAACUCCUACCUGGACGAGUAUCCUGGGGGGAUAAUAGGUCGAGUGCACGCAUCCGACCAGGACCAGUACGACACCCUGACGUACAAGCUAGUCCCCUCUUCCCCGAUGCCGAACACGGACCUCUUCCAGGUGGACAAGCUAGACGGUACCCUGGUGGCCCUCCCCCGCCUGGACGUGGGGGAGUACCGGGUGAACGUGAGCGUAUCGGACGGGAAAUUCGAGUCCUUCGCCACGGUGAAGGUGAACAUCGACCUGGUGACCCAGAAGAUGCUGGAGAGCUCGGUGAUCGUGCGUUUCCGGGAGGUCAGCCCCGAAGACUUCAUCCUGAGUCACAGAAAAGGAUUCGUAAGGACGGUCAGGAACGCGAUGAACUGCCGUUUGAAGGACGUGGUGAUAAUAAGCGUGCAGUCCUCGACGGACGAGGCGAACCUGAUAAAGUCCCGGGCGACGAGGCAGGCGGUGCACAACGAUCUGGACGUGUUGUUCGCGGUGAGGAAGUCCCAGGUAGGGAUGACGACUCUCUCGGAGAACUAUUUCGCCUCGGAGAGCAUCAGGGAGUCGCUGAACCAGAGGGUGGAGGAGCUGGAGGAAUCGACCAAGCUCGUCGUCGAGGAGAUAGUCAGGUUCAAGUGCAGCAAGGGGCACUGCGUCUACGGCGACUGCCACGACAGGGUGGUCCUGGACCCGGCCAGGAUUUCGCCGAUCGCGACGGACGUGACCAGUUUCGUCGCCCCUCGGCACCACCAUAGGUUAGAAUGUUCCUGUAAGGAGGGCUACGCCGGGAACCAUUGCGAGAUCGUGGUGAACGAGUGCGCCCGUCAGCCGUGCCCCCUCUUCAAGAUCUGCGUCCCGGAUUCCUCCCAGCAGGGGUACUCCUGCCAGUGCCCCGAGGGCUUCGGGGGUCAGACCUGCGAAAUAGACAACUCCAAGUGCCACGACAAGUCCUGCUACUUCCCUAGGAACCCGAUCUCCUUCGGAGGGAAGAGCUACGCCAGAUACAGGAUCGACAAGAGCCUGGUGCGCCAGACCGUCGAGGACCGCGUGAGCCUCUCCCUCAGGGCGAGGACCGUCCAGCCCACCGGGAGUCUGAUGUUCGCUUCGGGAAAAGUCGACUACAAUGUCCUGGAGGUGGUGAACGGAGUGGCGCAGUACAGGUUCGACCUGGGUAGUGGGGAGGGCCUGGUCAGGGUGAGCAGCGUCUACAUCAGCGACGGCCAGUGGCACGAGCUCCAGCUAGAAAGAGAAGGCAACAGCGCCAGGUUGACCGUCGACGGGAAGCACGUGGCCCAUGGUUCCGCACCUGGAGUCAACGAGGUCCUCAACCUGCAGGCCGAUGACCUGUACCUGGGCGCAGACGUCAGACAGCAUGCCUCGAUCCUCGGCUUCGAGGACGUCCAACGCGGCUUCGUCGGCUGCAUGGACGACGUUAGGAUAGCUGGAGUACCUGUUCCCCUGCUCAAGAGCGGAGCAGGGAGUGUGGCUUUCUUGAAACUGUUCGCCAACGUGGAGUUCAGCUGCGACCCUGGGGUCGUCCUGGUGCCGACAGGUGCCUGCGGGUCUCAGCCUUGCCUGAACGGUGGUACUUGCUCGGAAAGAGAACCCAACGGGUACGAGUGCCAAUGCCAGGGUAGGUUCACGGGUCUCACCUGCGAGCUGGACACCGACCCCUGCGCGUCCGCACCCUGUCUAUACGGGGGCAGAUGCAAGAUGGUACCUGGCGGGGCUGGGGACUACACCUGUGAUUGCGUUGGACCUAGCCUCAGUGGAAAGCGCUGCGAGUUCGGCAGGUACUGCACACCCAACCCCUGCGCUCAUGGUGGAGUCUGCGAGGAGGGUGACGAUGGACCGAUCUGCAGGUGUAGAGGCUUCACCGGGGAGCGGUGUGAGGUCGACCUCGACGAGUGCGAGACCUCGCCUUGCAUGAACGGUGGCACCUGCAUCAACGAGGUGGGGAGCUACCGUUGUAUCUGCCCUGCAACUGCAACCGGGGCCAACUGCGGUCAACCCGCCAGGUCGUCCACCGCGAUCGUCUCCACGCCGCACUUCGACAUCACCUGGGACCAACUCCUGUGGGUCGGAGUGGCGGUGCUGGUGAACGUCUUCCUGGUGGUCGUCUUCGUGGCCUACCGCAGGAUACGCACGAAGCGCACCCGGGCGAGGGCCGACAACAUCAACAACGAGACCAGGAAGCAGAUCGUCCUGAACUCAGCGAGGACGCACGAGCACGAGUUCAAGCGGAACUCGAAAUUGAGCAACCUCGAGGUCAUCCAGCGAGAACCCCCUCAAUGUCCACCACGUCCUGCCUCCUACACCCCGAGCUCCAACAACGAGCCCAGCAGCGCCUAUUCCACGGCCGUGGCCUUGAACAACCUGGACACCCUGCGGAGCUAUGGGAGCGCCGGAGACGAACUGGAGAACUUCCCUCCGGACUACCUGAGGAACCUGAACCGCUCUACCCCGGUCCCUCCUCCAUCCUUGACCUUGUCCAACCCGGUGAGUGGCAAUGCCCCAGGGAGCGACUCGGACAGCCUCCACAAGCCGACCUGGCAGGAGCAGAUGCAGCUGGCCAGCUUCAUCACGGAUGCUGCAAAGAUCAAGAACGACCUGAAACGAGCGAGUCCAGUGGUACCUGAACUGACCACUGGAGGUCUAAUUCUAAACUCGCGGCGGGGACCUCAUCCCGGUGGCACGUCGGUCGCUUCUCUCUCUUCCAUCGAGGACGACCCUCGCAUCGUCGGCGGUUACCACUGGGAUUGCUCAGACUGGGUGCGACCUAGCCAGAAUCCCCUGCCGAACAUCACCGAGGUCCCAGGAAGCGAGGUCCCCGACUCGUCCAGCUUCCACAGCAACGAGAGCAACGAGUCAAACGCCCAUCAGCUGCCGCCUCUACACGGUCCUGUGGACCCAACGAGGGACAUCGAGACCCUGAACGAGGACCAGGAGUCCGAGUACGUGGGGGACUCCGAGUGCGGCACCGAGUUCUCCGAGCCGUACCGCAUCGCGGAAACGCAGCGGCUGAACCCCCUCGACAGCGGGGGCGAGGCGGAAUACAAGUACAGGGACUCGGACAGCUACCUGAGGCACCCUAAUUCCUAUCUACCGCAUUACAACAUCCACACGGACACGGAGAACGAGGCGAACCCGCUGAACGGUCGGCUGGGCGGCCUCGAGUCCGACCCCGAAGACGAUGACGACGACGUAGUGCCUUACGGUUUCCCGAGCGCGCGGCGCAACAACCGGUGCCACCGCAAGGGCGACGACGCCGACGACGUCGGCUCGGUCAUCACCACCCUCGAGGAGAGGAACUCCCUCCUGGGGGGCGGGACCAGCAACAGCGACCUCUCGGCGAACCUCUGCGAGAUCGAGGACUCGGAGUACGAGGUCACCGAGAGGAAGGGCACCGCCAGGGCAUGGCUCAAGACCGGAGGCAUCACGCAGACCUCCGUGUGACGAACGCCAUGACUCGCGGCGAGACUUUUAUCUCGCGGCGGUUAUGUAUAUACGGGUUUCGUACCGUUGAGAAGUUGAGAGGGGGCUGAAAAAUUGACGUCUCUUCCUCUCCUCCUCGAUCAGCACCCCUCGUCGAGACUGUCGCGGAUCUGUAUAUAGUUCGUUUUUUUUUUUUUUUCUUAGAGAUAAGCGAGAACGGAAUUCAAGGAGCCGAGGGCGAACCUUCUCGGUACCUCCGCUCGCGUCACCCAGACUGGGCGAAGUCCUCUUCAGGGUGUACCUCGUGGACGGUGACGGUGUCCAGGACCCUGCGAGCUGGGUCGCGCGCCGAUAGACCAAUGACUUAUUUAUCGAUGACGUUAAUGUCGUUUAAGAGUAAUGUAUACCGCGACUGUAUUUCCAUUCCUGAGGCGAGUCCACGUGGUCGCGUGGUCCGUCUUCAUCAUUUAUUUUGGUUACAGGGCCAAAAUGGCGACUUAACCUCGGCCGAGUCUAGGGACUAACGUUUCCGCGUCUCUCUUCGCGUCUUCUGGUCGUCGGAGGGAUCCAGGGUCGACGAGAUAUAUCGGAAUAUAUUUUACUGUGAUGAUAAUAACGUUUAUAUCGACGAUCCACGACCACUGAUCGGUCGGCCCGGUUUACGCCGAUAACGCUAUCCGCGCGCUAAAGGCGUUGUUUAAUUAAACCCUCGGUGUAAACUGUAAUAUACCAAGACGGUGAUCCGAUCGACACGAGACACGACCGUUUCCACCGAGAGUUUGCUAAAACCACGGCUUUAGUGGCUUACCAAGUGAUCGAGGUAAACCGAGCCGACAUGCCCGACUUUUUUUUUUACAAAACAGAGAAUCGAGGGGGGUUUCCGCGUCCUCUACUGCACGCCAUUUUUUUUUCUCUCCCGGGUGGAUUUCCCCAUAGAUCUUCCCCAUGAAUAUGUAAAUAUGCGAGAUGUAUACCCCGGACCCGGUGGGGGCGGUCUCGGGGCAUUCCACCCGGGGGGCGAGAGUGCCAUCCGGUCGUUGAUUCGUUUUUUGGUCCUGUGUCCUGAUUUGGGGACACGUAGGACCCAGAGAACUUGUUCCUCGUCGGUAGAGCCGUCGAUUCUCGAUGCCAUAGGGAAGCAAUGCAUUUCUACGUACAUAUAAAUAUAUAUAUAUAUAUAUAUACAUAUACGGUAUAUCUUUCGGGAUUAAGGCCGUACCUCGUAAGAGAGCACGAGACCUCUCGCCCCGAAGAGUCGACUAGGGAAAAUGGCCGACACUUUCCGAGUGACUUCCUCGCGGCAGCUAAAACUGAGAAGACUUCUCCCGGGGAAUCGCGUUUUAUGUUCCUGUUUCGCGAAGGACGUCCCCCGGCCACCUUGCUCGCGACCAUAGACUAGUUGACCAUUAGGGCGGUAACCGUGAAACAGGGUGAUUUUUUACGCUCGUGGGGUCGGCAUAAAGGUGAAAAGAUUCGCCACAAAGAGCGAGUGCAACGUCCAAGGACGCAAGAUUCCUGGAAUCGACCUAGGCGUCCCUAACCUCGAAAGAAAUAAGAAAAUCGAAAAUACCUAUGCAAUUUACAUUCCCCGCGUUAAUGAUUAUUAGAGACAAGCCACGCCUGUAAAAAUGACUUAAAAGUUAACACUUGAUUACCGAAUAUUUUUCUACGAUUUUUUUUCUUUACGGUGCAUAAUCGACCUACGAUAAUUGAAAGAUAACCAAACUACGUCAGCGUUUAAUUGUUACGGGGAAAUUGCGCGCACCGUGGAAAAUAAAUUCUUUGGGAUUGUCAACUGAUUGGAGGACAGGGACGUUAAAUUCCUGGCCGUUUCCAGGAAUUUCCUCUUGGGCAUGAGUGGAUGAUUAAUUAUAUGUAUAAAAUAUGUACAUGGAACGGCCGAGUCCUUCCUCGGCCACUUCCGUCUUAUCCCGUGGAAGGGCCACGCUUUCGUCUUCAGCUGGUGAAUAACUUGAUCGCUAACGAGUGAAUUAUCACAAAUUCUCGUCCAGGUGGCCUUCCCCUGGUAUCUCGGGCCCCGGAGAGGUUAUAUUCCUUUCGAGGCGCCCUGGAGUGCCUCGAUUCACGACGAACGGUUUGCAGGGUACACGGGGAGAUGUGCGAGCAGCUAUUAAAAUUAAGAUUUUUAAGUUCCUCUUUUCAACGGGGCUCGGUUCUCCGUGAUAUGGGGCGAUGCACAAGUGCAAUUGGCGGCCAUUUACCUCGGGUCUUCCGAGAGCUGAACACGAAGGCGCAGCCUAGCCCUAUAUCGGGUGCGGCUCGUUCUGCGGAUUAAUCGACUCGAUAAAUCGUUCUGUCGAUAUAGGGGGCGUACGAAAAGAAAAAAAGAAAAGUUUGAACAAAAGAGGAAGAUAAGACGUCGCCGGCGAACCGGGUCGCACCUUUGUAUGUGCAUCGGGCCGCGUGUAAAUCUACGGAACCGCGCCUCGAGAGCUCGAGCCUCGGCGCGGCCGAUUCUUCGGCUCGAUACGAUUGAACCUGGAUUAUUUAUUCUAUAUUAGAAUGAAGUAAGACGAGGGACACUGUACAGUUAAUUUAAUGAAUUGUAUCAAGUUAAAAGGCCGCGCCGGUAGCCCGAGUUCCCUGGAUUUCUUUACGAGGCCGGCCCCAAGAAAUUGGCGUCCUUAGGAUUAAGUCGCGAUUCGUUCAGUCGAGAUCUUGGAGACUGGGAUCCGGAAAUCUUUUCAAAAAGUCGGAACAAGCUUUUACAGACUCCUGGUACUUUCACUUUUCCAGAUGGAUUUCUUUUACCCGCCGAUCGAAUGCGCGAUGACAAUUGACGGUUACCUUUUUUUUUUUCCUACAUAGAUUUCAGUUAUAAGGCUUUUCUACGGAAUGUACUCAAAAAGAGUCUUAAUCGUUUUCACUUGAACUUGGAGAAACGGAAUUUUUCUUUAGAUUUGAUAUAACAGGUCGAGGUGUAUUAUAUACGUGUGCAGGAUCAAUCGAAUUAUGUAGGAAGAAAGCCGCGUGAAGGUGACGCCUGUUACUCCACUUUUAUACUUUCUCGGUUAUUUAAACUUAUCGGAAUGUAAAGAACUAGCCCUGGAUAAUAGUAUACAUAUCGAUGAUAAUACAGUACGUUCCCUUGGGGAACGAGCCACUUGACUUGUUAUAACUGUAAGGCUAUAAUUAAUUUGUACAAGAUCAACCUAUUGUAAUAAAGAAACGAAUCUUGCCUAUAA
Molecule: messenger RNA, 17945 nt
Organism: Orussus abietinus
Lineage: Eukaryota; Metazoa; Arthropoda; Insecta; Hymenoptera; Orussidae
Gene: kug
Product: fat-like cadherin-related tumor suppressor homolog
Exons: 24
Coding region: 274-14760 (4828 amino acids)
Biological process (GO): homophilic cell-cell adhesion
Cellular component (GO): catenin complex; plasma membrane
Molecular function (GO): cadherin binding; calcium ion binding
Source: RefSeq, a predicted model, not a curated record